Molecule: messenger RNA, 4524 nt
Organism: Dendronephthya gigantea
Lineage: Eukaryota; Metazoa; Cnidaria; Anthozoa; Malacalcyonacea; Nephtheidae
Product: serine/threonine-protein phosphatase 6 regulatory ankyrin repeat subunit A-like
Exons: 2
Coding region: 1-4167 (1388 amino acids)
Biological process (GO): protein phosphorylation
Molecular function (GO): protein binding; ATP binding; protein kinase activity
Source: RefSeq, a predicted model, not a curated record
AUGCACAUUGCUGUGGCUAAAGGUGAAAUUGACAUUGUGACAUAUUUAGCUGAACGAGGCGCCGAUGUAAAUGGAAAGGACAAUGACACGUGGACAGUUCUGCACACUGCUGUUUAUAAAGGUGCACUUGAUGUUAUAAAAUAUCUAGUUGAACAAGGUGCGGAUGUGAAUGGAAAGAAUAAUGACGGAAGAACAGUUCUGCACAGUGCUGUUGCUGUGGGUGAACCAGACGUUGUCGAAUAUUUAGUUCGUCAAAGUGCUGAUGUGAAAGGCAGGGAUAGUUAUGGAGACACAGUUCUGCACACAGCCGUUGUUAAUAGUAAUCUUGACAUUGUCAAAAGUUUAGUCGAACAGGGCGCUGAUAUAAAUGCUAAGAAAAAUGAUGGGAUGACAGUUCUUCAGGCUGCAGUAGUUAAAGGUGCAUUGGACACUGUUCAAUAUCUUGUAGAACACGGUGCUGAUGUAAAAGGUGAGGAUAUUUAUGGAAGAACUGUCUUGCACACUGCUGUCGUUAUCGGCGUCUUUGAUGUUGUAAUUUUUUUAGUUGAACAGAAUGCCGAUGUACAAGGCAAAUCUUUGAAUUUCGACACAAUUUUGCACUAUGCUGUUGCUAAGGGUGAACUUCACAUUGUCAAAUAUUUAGUUGAACGUGGAGGAAAUGUAAACAGCAAAAACGCUGUUGGAAGGACAAUACUGCACUUUGCCGUUGCCAAUGGUACAUCUGGCAUUGUUGAAUAUUUGGUUGAACAUGGGGCAAAUGUAAACGCCAAGGAUACUAAUGGAGACACAGUUCUACAUUCUGCUGUUGUUAACAGUAACAUUAACAUUGACAUUGUCAAAUACUUAGUUCAAAGUGGUGCAGAGGUAAACGACAAGAAUACUGAUGGAAGAACAGUUCUGCACGUUGCUGUUGCUAAAGGUGUUCUUGAUACAGUAAAGUAUUUAGUCGAACAUGGUGCUGAUGUAAAUGGCAAAGAUAUUCAUGGGAAGGCAGUCUUGCACUUUGCUGUUGCUAAAGGUGCGCUGGACAUUGUAAAAUAUUUGGUUGAACAAGGUUCCAAUGUGAAGAGUAAAGAUACCGAUUUAAACACCGUUCUACACUUCGCCGUCUCAAUAGGUAUAUUUGAUAUUGUCAAAUAUCUAGUUGGGCGCAGCAGUGACAGCACAGAUUUAAAUGGCAAGAAUAUUGCUGGGAAAUUUGUUCUGCAUUUUGGUAUAACUCAUAACGUACUAGAUAUUGUCAAAUACUUAGUUAAAAUGGGUACUGAUGUGAAUGGCAAGAAUACUGUCGGACAGACAGUUCUACAUUUCGCUGUUGCUCAAGCUGACCUUGACAUUGUGAGAUAUUUAGUUGAGCAUGGCUCGAAUGUAAAUGAAACAGAAAAUACCAUCGGGCAGACAGUCCUUCACGCUGCCGUAGAUACGUGUGCAUUGCAUGUUAUCAGGUACUUAGUUGAACAGGGUGCUGAUGUAAAUGGAAAGAAUGCUUAUGGGAGCACAGCUCUACACUUUGCUGUUGCUCAAGGUGAACUUGAAAUUAUCAAAUUCCUAAUUGAACAUGGAGCUAACGUAAACGAAAAGGAUACUGACAUGUGGACAGUCCUGCAAACUGCUGUUAAUAAAAGGGAACUUGGUAUCGUGAAAUAUUUAGUUGAACACAACGCUGACGUAAAUAGCAAGAACACAGAUGGAAUGACGAUUCUCCACAACGCCAUUUAUAAAGGUGCAUGGGACAUAGUAAAAUAUUUAGUUGAACAAGGUGCUGAUGUGAAUAACAAGAAUAAAGAUGGAAUGACAGUCCUGCAUAGCGCUGUUUCUGAAGGUGAUCCUGACUUUAUACAAUUUUUAGUUGAACGGGGUGCUAAUGUGAAAAGCAAGAACAAUCACGGGGACACAGUACUGCAAACAGCUGUUCUUGAAAGCAAUCUUGACAUUGUUAAAACUCUUGUUGAACAGGGUGCGAAUGUAAACGCCAAGAAUGAUAAUGAGAUGACAGUUCUGCAAACUGCAGUUGUCAGUCGUGUUCUAGAAACUGUUAGAUAUUUAGUUGAACAUGGUGCGGAUAUAAACUGUGAGGAUACUCUUGGAAGAACUGUUCUACACACUGCUGUUGUUAUUGGUGCUCUUGACAUCAUUGAAUAUUUAGUUCACAAGGGUGCGGAUGUACCGAGGAAUUUUCCUAAUUUUAACCCAAUUAUGCAUUAUGCUGUCAUUAACUGUCGACCUGACAUUGUCAAAUAUUUAGUUGAACAUAGAGCAAACAUAAAAGGCAAGAAUGCUGGUCGGACUAUCCUGCACUUAGCUGUUGCUAAUAAGGACCUCGAACUUGUUAAAUACUUUGUUGGACAUGGCGAAAAUGUAAAUAGCAAGGAUACUGAUGGAGAAACAAUUCUCCACACAGCUGUGGUUGGAAGUAACGACAUUGUUGAAUAUUUAAUUGAACAUGGAGCUGAGGUGAAUGGCAAGGAUAUUGGUGGGAGGACAGUUCUUCACAAUGCUGUUGCCAAAAGUGUAGUUGAUAUUGUCAAAUAUUUAAAUGAACAAGACGCUGGUGUGAAUGGCAAAGAUAUUCACUGGGAGGCAGUUCUGUACUUUGUUGUUGCUAAAGGUGUACUUGAGUUUGUCAAAUAUUUAGUUCAGAAACAUUCUGAUGAACAGAGCGAGGACUCUUAUUUGGACACAGUUCUUCAAUUUGCCAUGACUUAUGAUGUAUUAGGCAUUGUCAAAUACUUGGUUGCAAAAGGCUCGGAGGUAAAUGGCAGGAAUACUGCCAGGCGGACUAUUCUACACCCUGCUGAAAACCAACUUGAUAUUGUGAAAUAUUUGGUAAAAAGUGGCGCGAAUAUGAAUGUAAUUGAAAAGAGUGCUAUUGGGCGGACCAUCCUUUAUGCUGAUGCAGAUGCAGUUACUUAUAUAUUAGACAUCAUCGAGUAUUUAGUUGGACAAGAAGCUGAUGCAAAUGUUGAGAACACUGAGGGACAGACAGUUUUAGACUUUGCUGUUGCUCGAUGUGAUCUUGGCAUUGUCAAGUAUUUAGUGGAAAAAGGUGCUGACAUUUUUCCUGAAAGUAUAUUUGGCGUUCACUGUCGCCCCAUCGACAUCGUAAAGAUGGCUGUCGUUCAAAAUUCCGCUGUCUUGCUCAAUCUUUUAUUGCGACAGAACUUCGAUGUUACAAGUUUUGGAACAAUUCUUGUUGAAGGAAAACAGAUGAGUCUUCUGGAAUGGAGCAUUCACCAAGGUCAUCAUGACAUCACAACUAUCCUCAAAAUGUCUGUAAAGCAUCGUGACAAAAUUCAGACGUUAAAAGCGAUAAACUCCAACCAGUUAGAUAAGAGUGGAAUACCAUUGCACGCUUUCGUCGCAAAUAAUGAAUUGAAAGUUGGUGAAGGUUCUAGUGGUUCGUGCGUCUAUGUUGGCCUUAUGCAGGAUGGAAGCGAAGUUGCUGUUAAGAGAGUGUUGGUCCAAAGUGAAGAUAAAACAGCUGAAAACGAAAAGAAGAUCGUGAGCCUCAUUAGCGCUAGGGACUGUCCAUAUAUAUUGGGCUAUCGGCACUUUUACCGCGACGAAACCUUUAUGUAUCUUAUUGCUGAUCUCUGUGAGGAGAGUUUGAGGGAGGUUAUUAAUUUUCGCAGUGUUGAACAUCUGCAACAACACGGACCACGAAUGAUUAAGGAAAUUCUCUCCGGGCUUGAGUAUCUUCAUGGUAUAAAAAUCUUACAUAGAGAUCUAAAACCAGCAAACAUUCUGGUCGACAUCGCUGGACACAUGAAAUUGGCGGAUUUUGGCAUAAGCCGGGUACUAAAAGAAGACGAAUCGACAGUCAAAACGGCUCCUAAAGGUACUUCGGGAUGGAUGCCCGCAGAAGUUAUUCUAGCAUUGGAUAGAAACGAAGAGGGUUCUUUCAAAAGGAAAUCGGAUAUCCAAGUUGCCGGUAUGAUUGCUUUCUCCAUCUUAACUAAGGGUGAACACCCUUUUGGUUCUUCGUUGGAACGAAUGAAAAAUAUUUCGGAAGGGAACUCAGUCAACUUGGGGAAACUUCGUAAUCGCAAAGCUCGAAAGUUUGUGUCAUGGUUGAUUAAACAUAAGAUUAAUGAUAGACCUUAUGCUCACGAGGCUCUGAAGGACUCGUUCGUCAAUACCGACGGAUGCGAUUCGAAAUAUCGAUGAGAAUCAAUGAUGAUUGAGACAGAGAUGAGCUGGCAGCGAAGUGAAAGUUCAUUGUGAUGAAAAAUCGCACUUCUGCCCACAUCGUUUAGCGUUUGGGAAAGCAAUGGAACAAAGAGAGUUAUUGAACAAAGAACUUCGCAGACUUAUGCAUACUUUGCAUUUUCUAUCCCUUAAUUCUUUAAACAGUUUGCCAGGCAUAUGCGAGAGAAAAUAAAAACAAAAUGCCCCGAAAGAAAAUUCAUUUUCUGUCAGUUUUUCAUGUUAAUUGAUUGUGCCAUUUCCCCGUCUGCUAUAAUUAUACAGGGUGUCUCAGAAAAAAACUCUUUAAAGAAGAAUCCUAAAUUAAGAUGAACGCAA